This is a messenger RNA of Hirsutella rhossiliensis, 927 nucleotides long. RefSeq names its product RING-variant domain-containing protein. Gene Ontology annotation, molecular function: zinc ion binding. The record is from RefSeq and is a predicted model, not a curated record. Bases 1 to 927 code for a protein of 308 amino acids. The transcript is spliced from 2 exons. NCBI's taxonomy places the organism in Eukaryota, Fungi, Ascomycota, Sordariomycetes, Hypocreales, Ophiocordycipitaceae.
AUGAGCACACAGCCGACCUGGAACUGGGACCUUCCAGUCGAGAGCGACUCGGCGCCGGAUGGCCCGGGCAAUCCCGGAACUGACACCAGAAGAGGACACUACGGACCGAGAACAUGCCGCAUAUGCCUCGACACUGAGCAGCCCAAAUAUCCAUCGAACGUGACGUCUACUUUGGGCUUCUCCUCAGCGUCUUCCCGCCCGUCCUAUGUUUCCGACGACCCCGAGCUGGGCCGAUUGCUGUCGCCCUGCAAAUGCAAGGGCUCGCAAAAAUAUGUUCACGAAGGGUGCCUCAACUCCUGGCGACUGACCAAUCCCAUGGCCGCAAGGAACUACUGGCAGUGCCCAACGUGCAAGUUCAACUACCGGCUGGCGCGACUGCACUGGGCUUCCAUGCUGAGCAGCAAGUGGGCGCAAGUGGCCUUGACUCUUACUGUCGUUGUCAUUGGAAUAUUCUUGCUGGGCUUCAUCGCAGACCCCAUACUGGAUCUAUGGUUUGAUCCAGUGGGCACAAUCAGCGACACGGUCUCGAGCGUUGUGGCAGACGUCGAAGCCCUGAAGCCCUCGCGGCAUGAAGAGCCUGCCUCGUGGACAGAUCAUUUUGCCAAGGGCUUUUUUUCCCUCGGCUUUGUUGGCUUUGUCAAGUCGUUGGUUGCAAUGGGCCCCUGGCAGUGGUUGAAUCUCCGGACCAGCGGCCUGUUGGGCUCAGGUCGUCGGCGCGGGACCGGAAGAGCGAGAAUGGACAACUUCAACCUCGUGUUUGUCCUCAUUGGUGCCUUUACGUUCCUCAUGGCGAUAUGGAAGGCCGUUCGGGCGAUAAGCACGCGGGUGCUCAACAAUGUGAGCGACAAGGUGCUCGAUGUAAGUGAGGAUGAUGACGAUGACGAGGUCGGGGACGAAGCAGGCCCGGGCACGAAAAAGGAUCAGUGA